Messenger RNA from Besnoitia besnoiti, 1560 nucleotides. RefSeq lists its product as uncharacterized. NCBI's taxonomy places the organism in Eukaryota, Apicomplexa, Conoidasida, Eucoccidiorida, Sarcocystidae. The record is from RefSeq and is a predicted model, not a curated record. The coding region runs from base 1 to 1560 and encodes 519 amino acids. The transcript has a single exon.
AUGGGUAAGAACGGCGAGAAGGUCUUCGGCCCCUUCUUGCCUUCGGAACAGCACGCAGGCGACGACGCUGAAGCCGCUUCUUCCCCGGAGAAGCCCCCUCACGAAUACCCUCAGGAGUCUCCAGAAGAAGUUUGGGAUGCGCUGCGUCUGCAUCUGAGUCUGCUGCUGCAGCAAGCCGCCUUCGAUCUGAACUUGCCUAUGCACGCGGCGACUGCGGCUGUGUCUGCGUUCCGAUGCGUCUUUCCAAAGUACUUCACAAAGGAAGAACUCGAAACCCGGCCGCGCUGCGUCGCGCGCUGCAUGGCGGCCUGCCUCUUUUUCGCAGGAAAGGCAAGCGACACUAACCUCAAGCUGCGCGAGAGCGUCAACUGCAUCGAGUUCCUCAACUGGAGACUCAAGAACCUCACGGAUCCUGAGCCGCCGGCGCCGGCAGCGGCAAACGGAGAGGACAUGCCCGACACAGAGGCGAAGCAGACGGAGAAAGAGAAAGAAGGCUCGGGCGACGAGCCUCCAGUCGAAAAAUCCGAGGAGGAAAGCUCUUCGAAGGGAGAGGGGCCCACGGAGGGGGAGCAGACAGACGGCCCACCAACCACGGAGGCCGCGGGCGGGGACAGGGGACAAAAGAAGAAGGCGUCAGGAAGUGAAAAAGGAGGAAGUGAAGCGAACGCGGCGAAGGAAUUGAAGGAUGAGAAACGGCAGCCACGGAGUCGUCUGCGGGGUCCGCAGAGUCUCCCGAGUUUUCUGAGAGGCUAUGAGCCGAUGGGUAUACGUGAAUAUUGGAAAAUUCGUCAGGAGUGCCUUCUUGAGGAGCAGCGUCUGUGUCAGGCGCUGGGCUUUUCUCUGGAGCUUCCUCUUCUGCACGACGCCGUGCUUGAGGCGCAGUUGCUGCUGCUUUUUUCACACAGAGAGGUGCAUCUGAUGUGGGCGAUCGUCAACGACAUUGCAGCCACGCCGUUGAUUGAUCAGUUCUCUGUCCCCGUUUUGAUCGCUGCAGCGGCCAUCUGCGCAAAGAAACUCGCCCGCGUGUUCAUUGAGGAGUCGGAGGCGGCCUCCCUCGCGAAGCGACCCAACGAACACAGCGGCGACUCAACGGGAAAACUGCGAGAGGUGAGGGAGACGGCGCCUGCCUCUGACCAGGCCGUGGCGGAAACCGCCAAGCAAGAACAGGCGUCGGGAAGGAAGGAAGACGCGCGGUACGCGAGGGGCCAGGGCACUGACGCACGCGCAGUCGAGUGUGCGAAGACCGCCGUUGGCUUUUCGAGCUGUAGUGACACUCGAGAAGUGUUGCAGCGGCUGAGUCCGCUCCUUGAGGGAUCGCCGGAAUUCUGGCCGCUUGUAGAGGCGCGAAACGCUUCCGCUCUGGAGAAAAUAGGCUUCGGGUCGCAGGGCGAUUCGCCGCGCCGGUCGCCGGCCGUGGUAGACCAGCCCCAUAAAGAAGACGCAGACAAGCAGGCUGCGAUCAGGAGACAGCAGAGGACGCAGCUGUACGUACACCUUGCCGAGGUGUGCAGCCGGCUUCUUCAGUUUUACGGCUUAGUUGCCAAGUACCACCACGAGUGA